GCAAUUUCCUCUUGCACUCUUUCGAACACGCAUGCACACGCGUGUGGUAGUAAAUUUAACGGCUUGCUACGUGACGCGACGUUGCGGUAUAAAAGCGUAGUAUACAGCAAGUUGAGAAAUCAGUUAAGGUCGAACUGUUGAGACGUUCGCUGUUAAGAAAACGUUCAUUCCGUGUCACUUCGAAAGUUUUUGAGCACAAAUACUCCAUAAAAUGUCGAAGUUCACGAUGCUGAUUUUCGUCUUCUUGGUGGCUGCAACCAUUGUUACUGCAGCUCCCGAAAGAUGUGGCCGCCAUGGUGAUGAUUGCGUGGCCAGCUCUGACUGUUGCAGAAACCUGUCCUGUAACAGAUUCGCACACAGGUGUCAAGUGGUGAUCACGGAGGAGGAAUUGAUGGCACAACGUGAAAAAAUUUUGGGGAGAAAAGGGAAAGAUUACUAAACAUCCGAUUUACAAACGAAUGAUCUUAUCACGAAAUUUCAGAGAAUUCGAAACGUCAACCGCAAAGAUGAAAAUAAACGUAACACGCGAGGCGAAUACAUAAUCAACCCAACAAAAAAACAAGGACAUAUCUUAUAUCAGUGUAAGCAAACAAGUGACUAAUAAAGAUGCGUGAUGAUUUUAUAAAAUGAAA
Megachile rotundata (alfalfa leafcutting bee) is the source of this 632-nucleotide messenger RNA. Its product is annotated as omega-conotoxin-like protein 1. NCBI's taxonomy places the organism in Eukaryota, Metazoa, Arthropoda, Insecta, Hymenoptera, Megachilidae. The record is from RefSeq and is a predicted model, not a curated record.